AUGCAACCGAUCCCCAAGUUCGUCUGGCAUCUUAUGCAGACCUGGAAAUGGCUUCCAUCAAGGCUCAACCGUCUGACGGACAAGGAUCUAAUUGCCUGUCUCUCUAAGGCAGGCUUUACACUACCUCCACCAUUUCCAUCGUUUGGGUCACCAAUACAAUCUCUUUACGAUGCCUGCGAAGCCGGGUCUAUAGCCGAAGCACAAAAGCGUCUGCAAGAAGAGCGGGAGGAUGUUGAUAUGCUGGGACCAAGAAACCGAACUCCCUUACAUGCAGCCGCGCAUCAGGGCCACCUAGAUAUUGUUAAGCUACUUGUAGACUACGGUGCCGGCAUAAUGGCUACCACCUUCUUUGGCAGCACAGCAGAGAAGCUUGCAGAGAAAUAUCAUCAUCCAGCAGUUGUAGCGUUCUUAGAAGCAGCUCGGCGGGAAUAUAAGAAGGGAUCAAAAUGUAAUGCUGAGUAA
Fusarium verticillioides 7600 is the source of this 462-nucleotide messenger RNA. RefSeq lists its product as hypothetical. Bases 1 to 462 code for a protein of 153 amino acids. NCBI's taxonomy places the organism in Eukaryota, Fungi, Ascomycota, Sordariomycetes, Hypocreales, Nectriaceae. Gene Ontology annotation, molecular function: protein binding. The record is from RefSeq and is a predicted model, not a curated record. The transcript has 2 exons.